AUGUAUAAAGUAUCUGAAUAUUCUAACAAUGAUCAGAAGCAGGAGGAUCCCGCAUUGAAAGAAGAAAGUACAGCAAUUGAGAUUGAUACCGUAGAUGGACUCCAAGAGAACGAUUAUAAUAUGACCGCCGAUGAAGACAUAUCUGAUAAGCAAACUGAUGCAAUAAUUGAAGGAGAAGGAAUACUCGAGAUAGAAGACGAAUUAAUAUCUAGUGGAGAGGAGGAGAUGGAUACAGAAUUAAAUGAAACAGAAACCAGAGACAAUGAAGAUAAUUAUAGAAACUCUGCUGUGGAAUUUAAUAGUGAAGACGAAAUUGAAAAUUUGGAGGAGGAAGAUCACACAUUUGAUAAAGAAACGAAUGAUAUAGUUGAGGAAGAGAAAGAAGAUUAUUUAUCGAACGACAGUUUGGUUGAAUUAGACGAGUUAAACAAUUAUCAAGAAGAUGACGAUGUGCAAGAAAUACCGCCUCCGUCGAACAAUUCUGUGUAUAAGAAAGAGGAAAGUAAAUAUAACGAUCAAGAUGGGCUUAUAGAAAUACAGAACGAAGAAUUGAUAAAUGGAGAUGUUCGGGAUAAACUUGCAGAAAAUGAAGAAAAUAAAGAAGCUGGAGUCAAUGCGAAAUCUAAUCAAGAAAUAUUUGAAGAGUUAAAUAAUGAAGGUCAAGAUAAAGCUGGAAAUGAUCAAGUGUACGAGAACAACUAUAAAAAAGAAGUGGUAAGAGUAGCAGACGAAGCAGACGAAGCAGACGAAGCAGACGAAGCAGACGAAGCAGACGAAGCAGACGAAGCAGACGAAGCAGAUGAAGCAGAUGAAGCAGAUGAAGAAGAAAAAGUAAAAGAUGAAGAUGAAGUAAAAGAUGGAGAUGAAGAAGAAAGAGAAGUACCGAAUGAUAUACAGGAGGAGCAAUAUGAAAAGAUAGUAAUUGAUAAAAAUAAUCAAACGGCCGAAAGUCGUUCAGAUAAUGAAAGGAUGCCUAACGUAAAUACCCAAACAAGAAUACCCCAUUCUAAAUUAGAAUGUACAUUUCCAAUUAUUAUUAACAUUGCUGAGACGGAAUUUCUCUUAGUUCCAUUCGAUAAACACAUGAACCCCGAAAUUGAUGUAUCUCAUUUGGUUUCCUUGUAUGAUGACUAUGACAUCUUGAAAUUGACAAUAGAAGAAUUUUUUGGGCUAAUGAGGACAAAUGAAGAUUUAAAUGAAAUUCAUCAAUUUACAGUUAACAAAGAAUUAGUACUCGUAAUUCCUGAAUUGAAUAAUUUAUCAAUUACUGAGGACAAUAUUUAUUCUCGCGAUAUAACUAUAGAGGAUUUUAUAGUAUCAUUUGAAAAUUUAAAAUCCAAUUCUAUAAAUGCUGGCGAAGAGCUAACUCAAAAUUCAAUAUCAUUCCUUUUAACUAGUCAAACUAGAUUUAUUACCAAUUUCAAUAACUUAUCUGAAAGAAUUCGAGAAGGGAGAGGAUUUAAUUCUAUUGGUCUGAAACAACCUAUUUUUGAUCAGACAGCUAUUGAAUCUGAAUCGUCUGCUAAGUCAUCUACUGAAAAUUUACAUAAGCGACAAUCGUUAAGUUCUAGCGACGAAACAGAUACACAGCAAACCAAACGGGUGAAGAUUAGUAUAUAA
Molecule: messenger RNA, 1620 nt
Organism: Debaryomyces fabryi
Lineage: Eukaryota; Fungi; Ascomycota; Pichiomycetes; Serinales; Debaryomycetaceae
Product: RMR1 family protein
Exons: 1
Coding region: 1-1620 (539 amino acids)
Source: RefSeq, a predicted model, not a curated record